This is a messenger RNA of Nematolebias whitei (Rio pearlfish), 2077 nucleotides long. It is a transcript of the gene pomgnt2, whose product is annotated as protein O-linked mannose N-acetylglucosaminyltransferase 2 (beta 1,4-). The record is from RefSeq and is a predicted model, not a curated record. The coding region runs from base 161 to 1969 and encodes 602 amino acids. Gene Ontology annotation, biological process: protein O-linked glycosylation via mannose. Gene Ontology annotation, molecular function: protein O-acetylglucosaminyltransferase activity; protein binding. NCBI's taxonomy places the organism in Eukaryota, Metazoa, Chordata, Actinopteri, Cyprinodontiformes, Rivulidae. Gene Ontology annotation, cellular component: endoplasmic reticulum. The transcript has 2 exons.
GACGAGGAUGCUUCCAGCUAACCUCCCAAAUGUCGUCAGGGACCAGAGUAACAGCAUCACCAACAUUUGAGGUCGAUGCUUGGCGGUGAAUGUCCCAUCACCUCCCUCUAAACUUGGAGGCCAGUAGGAUUUGGGAGCUGGCUUUGUAAUAGUGGCAGCAAUGCGGGCUUCUGUGGUGGGCUGCAGGAUGAACCUGGGCGCGCUCCUUAAUGGGCUGCUGGUUUCCAUAGUUGCAGCCCUUCUGUGGAAGUACUCUAAGCUGAGUGAGCAUGCCGCUCUGCUUGAGGAGGAGCUGCACAUGACACAACAGUCCCAGGAGCUCUCACAGGCCCGCAUUGACUACCACGUUGCUCUGCAGUCUCUUCAGGAACACGGUACCAGCAUGGUCUGCACUGGCAAGAUGCACACCGACCGUAUCUGCCGUUUUGACUAUCUGUGCUACUCCUCUGAGGCAGAGGAGUUUGUGUUCUUCCACUCCAACUCCUCCGUCAUGCUGCCUAAUCUUGGGUCCAGGCGCUUCCAGCCUGCCCUGCUAGAUUUGUCCUCUGUGGAGGAUCACAACACCCAGUACUUUAACUUUUUAGAACUCCCAGCUGCAGCUCUUAAGUUUAUGCCCAAGCCUGUGUUUGUACCAGAUGUGACUCUAAUUCUCAACAGGUUUAAUCCAGAUAAUCUAAUGCAUGUGUUUCAUGAUGACUUACUUCCAGCUUUUUAUACCAUGAAACAGUAUUCAGACCUGGAUGAUGAGGCUCGUCUUGUGUUUAUGGAGGGCUGGGGUGAAGGGCCACACUUUGAUCUCUAUCGACUUCUCAGCACUAAGCAGCCACUGCUCAAAGAACAGCUGAGAAACUUUGGAAAACUAAUGUGUUUUACUAAAUCUUAUGUUGGCUUGUCCAAAAUGACUACCUGGUACCAGUAUGGGUUUGUCCAACCACAAGGCCCCAAAGCCAACAUUUUGGUGUCAGGGAAUGAAAUUAGGCAGUUUGCCAAGGCUCUCAUGUUUAAAAUGAACAUCACAAGGGUAGAAGAGGUCUGGAAGGAUGGAGAAAGUUCUGAGCAAGAAAAGGAUAAAGAGAAGAAAGAUGAAUAUAUAGUAGUUUUUAGUCGUUCAACAACAAGACUAAUACUGAACGAAGCAGAGCUAAUCAUGGCACUUGCCCAAGAGUUCCAAAUGAGAGUGGUCACGGUAUCCUUGGAGGAACAGUCUUUUUCUAGUAUCAUCCAAGUAAUAAGUGGUGCUUUCAUGUUAGUCAGCAUGCAUGGAGCUCAGCUUAUCACCUCACUGUUCCUCCCCAGAGCUGCUACUGUUGUAGAACUGUUCCCUUUUGCUGUAAAUCCAGAGCAGUACACUCCAUAUAAAACCCUCACCUCCCUUCCAGGCAUGGAACUUCACUACGUUUCCUGGAGGAACACAAAAGAGGAGAACACUGUCAUCCAUCCACAGAGACCCUGGGAACAAGGUGGCAUUGCCCACUUAGAAAAGGAGGAGCAGGAGCGAAUAAUGGCAAGUAAAGAUGUUCCAAGGCAUCUGUGCUGCCGUAACCCAGAAUGGCUUUUUCGAAUCUACCAGGACACUUUAGUGGACAUCCCAUCUUUCCUUGGUGUUCUCAGAGAGGCCAUGAAGACCAAGCCCAACUUGAAGAAGGUUAAGAUUGCCAGCACAGUCCAUCCUGGCCGAGUCAGAGAAGCCUGUUGUCAAACUUCUGUACAAACGCCUAAUGAGGCUAAACUCACAGUCUCAUGGCAGAUCCCAUGGAAUCUGAAAUACCUGAAAGUGAGAGAGGUGAAGUACGAAGUGUGGAUCCAAGAACAAGGGGAGAACACCUACAUGCCUUAUAUCCUUCCCCAGCUGAACUACACAUUUUCUGACAACAUAAAGCCCUUUACCACCUACCUGGUGUGGGUGAGGUGCAUCUUUAACAAGAACCUCCUGGGUCCCUUUGCAGAUGUUCUUACAUGCCGGACCUAAAAAACAAAGCUACGGGCACUUAAUUGUUUGCUGGAAUCACAUAAACACUUGUUGAUUACACUAAGGAUGGUAAAUAAUGAUUGAUUUGCUGCAAAGAUGACUUUUUAG